ACUUCACAUCUAGCUCUGCCACUUCCCUUCCAAAAGGAAAGAGAGACAUUAGCAAAGAGAGGUAGUGAAGAGCGAGAGUGAAGAAGCAAAGAAAUGGCCCUAAUUUCCACUCAGAACCCUUGGCUUUUCGUUUUUGGUCUUCUAGGCAACAUUUCCUCGUUUGUGGUUUUCCUAGCUCCACUAUCGACCUUCUAUCGAAUUUGGAAGAAGAAAUCAACCGAGGGCUUUCACUCUGUUCCAUAUUUGACUGGCCUCUUCAGUGCAAUGCUUUGGAUCUACUACGCCUUACUCAAAGCUGAUGCUUUCCUUCUCAUCACCAUCAAUGCUUUUGGUUGCGUCAUUGAGACCAUUUACAUCGCUUUCUACAUCACUUAUGCCCCAAGGAAAGCGAGGAUUCCCAACAUUCUUGGAGUCAUCUUUGGGUUGCUUCAGAUGGUGCUGUAUGCAGUGUACAGGAAUAAGUCGAAGAUGGUGGUGGCAGCGCAAUCUCAGUCGCCCCAACACAGCAUUGAUAUCACCAAACUUAAAACACAACUCCCCAACUGCGACAAAAACAUUGAGAAUGAGGUACAGAAAGAAAAUGAUCACCAAAAUAUUGAUCAGACUGGGAAUACCAUGGAGGUUUUCAACUCGAAUCCGAAAAUGGCUUCUGAAGUUUGAACGCAAGAAAAAGAGGCUAAUUUUCUGGGAGGAAAUGAACACCUCUUUGCAAGUGUAGGGGGUUAUAUAUGUGUUGCUUUGUCCCUAUUGUAAUGUGUUUUCUAUUUCAUUAAUUUCUGGUUUUUGAGGUUAUGAUUGUGUUUCGUAUAUAUGCAAUAAGCCCAAACCGACGUU
This is a messenger RNA of Rubroshorea leprosula, 834 nucleotides long. The record is from the annotation of a GenBank genome assembly. Lineage: Eukaryota; Viridiplantae; Streptophyta; Magnoliopsida; Malvales; Dipterocarpaceae.